CUUUCCGCCGAAAGUCAUGAUGACAACAACCAUGGACACCUUCCCCCCCCCUGCUCUCUCUUGACCGCCUCUUGCUUCCCACCCGCACCGGGCAUUCCUUGGAUCGAGGAUCUUCCGUAUCUUUUCCCCUCCAUACCGCCCAUCGAUGAUUCAUUCAUCCCCGCGGUAUGCACAGGGCGGCCCAGACUCAACCUUGUAUCAUCCUUUUCCAACUCUCGACCCUGAGGCAAUCAAGUAUGCAUCCCGGUCUAGUGGCAACAAGACUUGGAACACGGUGGAACACGGUAUCAUCAUCGAAAAUGGAUUUAUGCCCGCAUCUGAUAACUUUCCCUUUUGAGCCAUCUCCAUUGUUCUUCCCCCCACUACUCCUCACGAUGUACACAGCUGUCCCCAUUAUUCUCCCCUUCUCCAAACCCACCAACUGCCAAUAUCACUCACUCUGCUGUAAGCACGGGAGUCUACCGGGUAAGGUACCACAAUUAAUCAUGGAUGAGGGCCCGCUUCUCCAUUAAAAAAAGCGGACACCUAACGCGGACUCCAACCGCCAUCGGAUAGUCUACUUUGUAAUAGUGGCAGCUGA
This is a messenger RNA of Aspergillus eucalypticola CBS 122712, 580 nucleotides long. RefSeq lists its product as uncharacterized. The transcript has a single exon. The coding region runs from base 146 to 337 and encodes 63 amino acids. Lineage: Eukaryota; Fungi; Ascomycota; Eurotiomycetes; Eurotiales; Aspergillaceae. The record is from RefSeq and is a predicted model, not a curated record.